Molecule: messenger RNA, 795 nt
Organism: Vicia villosa (hairy vetch)
Lineage: Eukaryota; Viridiplantae; Streptophyta; Magnoliopsida; Fabales; Fabaceae
Exons: 1
Coding region: 1-795 (264 amino acids)
Source: RefSeq, a predicted model, not a curated record
AUGGAGAAACCAUCGACCUUGGACCUAUACGACGGGACAACCGAUCCCGAUGACCACAUUCGAAGCAUCGAAGCCGUCAUGGAUUAUCACGUCGUCCGGGGCUCCAUCAAAUGCCGCAUCUUUCCGACCACAUUGAGGAAAAGAGCGAUGACAUGGUAUAGGAAUCUUCCUCCCAACUCCAUUCACUCCUGGACCGACCUCAAAGAGCUCUUCUUAAGCCAUUUCACAGCCUCCCGUCGGCAACCAAAGUCAGAAGCGAACCUUGAGGCUGUGAUCCAAGGAACCGACGAGCCCCUCCGAGAUUACCUCGACAGGUUCAACAAAGAGGUCGUCCAAGUGCAUACGACCGAUUACAUGAAAAGAUACCUCCUAGAGCGGGGACUUCUCCCCGGAAGCGACUUCAAGAAGGCUAUAAAAAUCGAGAAGGUGCACACCAUAAACGCCCUCCUCCGCAAGGCCCAAGCCUUCAUCGCUUUCGAGGAAGGCGAAGCAGCUGCGAUCAAAGCUUCGAGGGGCAAUGAUGUUGCCCGCAGCUCGAACUUCGAUAACUCGGGUUCGCGUCGAGGACACGAAAAGAGGAAAGAUGAUAGAUCCCGCGAUUCCAAAGAACGCCGAGGACCAGCCGAUCGAUUCAACGACUAUACUCCCCUGAACGCCUUGCGCGAAAAAAUCCUGGCCGACUGCCAAAACACCGAGUUCAAGAAUUCCAGCAUCAGGCCCCGAAGUCGAACCCCACCAGACCGGGGACCGACAAGUCUAAAUACUGCAAGUACCACAAGAGUCAUGGGCAUCUAA